ACUCGCUCUCCUCGUGUAUUCUUAAUGUCUCCGGGAAACAACUCCACAGAUCACAUCCAUUGCCUCCACACUGGCGUCGUGCAUUCUGGAAAGCCUAUUAUGUCGGCGUCGAUGUUCUCGGCCGCUGUGGUGGGCAAUAUCGUGGCACUGCUCCUGUUACAGGUUCGGCGCCGGAGGACCAACCGGUCCCUUUACCAGGUUCUGGUCACUGCGCUUCUCGUGACAGACCUGCUCGGCUCCCUGUCUGUCAGCCCUGUUGUGCUGUCCGCUCAUGUUCAGAAGAAAACACUGGUGGGGAUGAGUGCGAACAAUGAGCUGUGCUUCUACUUUGGCUUCAGUAUAACCUUUCUGAGCCUAUCCACACUGGGCAUCCUAUGCGUAAUAGCGCUCGAGCGCUACCUCGCCAUUGGCCACCCUUACAUUUACGAGCAGCACUUAACCACACGCUCUACUUACAUUGCCAUUACGCUCAUCUACCUGGGCAGCAUGUUUUUCAGCAUCACUCCUUUCCUGGGUUUUGGUGAAUACGUGCAGUACUGCCCGGGGACCUGGUGCUUCCUAAAGAUGAGUGACUCUGUCGGAAAGGAUAAAACUUUCGCCGUUUUUUACGCAUCUCUCAUCGUCAUCAUGGGCUCUACGACAGUGGUGUGCAAUGCAUCUGUCAUUUACCUCUUGAUAAUGAUGCACAGGAGGGGUAAACUCCGCCGGCGCCGCGUGUCUGCGCCCUCCCGGCACAAAAGGUCCAUGACGGAGGAGGUGGCGCAUCUGCUUCCACUUGUUGUCAUCACUGUUGUCUUCAUCUGCUGCACCUCUCCCAUAGUGCUCACGGUGUACAUAAACCUAAGAAGUACCCAUAAAGAGCUUGCCACAGAGGAUCUCGGGGCUCUCCGUUUGCUGUCAUUUCACUCCAUCAUUAACCCGUGGGUUUUCAUCAUCCUCCGCCCCUCUGCUCUGAAAAUGAUUUGGAAGAAGCUGCACAAACCACAGAGGUCCAAACAAACUGGAGGCCAUGCUAUACAGCUCCAGAAACAGGAAAAUGAGGACAACAGUGGACAUGGAUGAGUUGCACAAGGCCCUUGCAUCAUAUUCUCUUUCUGAGUGUGGCUGAAGUGAACUGAAGAAAAGCUAAAAACCGACCAGAGCAGAUGUUGCCAUAUAUAGGAAGUUAAUAUAUUAAUCGGUGGGUCAUUACGCCAAGGUUUUGUUGCUAAUAAAUCCAGAAA
Molecule: messenger RNA, 1223 nt
Organism: Paralichthys olivaceus (Japanese flounder)
Lineage: Eukaryota; Metazoa; Chordata; Actinopteri; Pleuronectiformes; Paralichthyidae
Gene: ptger2b
Product: prostaglandin E receptor 2b (subtype EP2)
Biological process (GO): positive regulation of cytosolic calcium ion concentration; inflammatory response; adenylate cyclase-activating G protein-coupled receptor signaling pathway
Cellular component (GO): plasma membrane
Molecular function (GO): prostaglandin E receptor activity
Source: RefSeq, a predicted model, not a curated record